This is a messenger RNA of Cuculus canorus (common cuckoo), 1164 nucleotides long. Its product is annotated as interleukin-12 subunit beta-like. The record is from RefSeq and is a predicted model, not a curated record. The transcript has 7 exons. Gene Ontology annotation, biological process: immunoglobulin mediated immune response; cytokine-mediated signaling pathway. Gene Ontology annotation, cellular component: membrane; external side of plasma membrane. Gene Ontology annotation, molecular function: cytokine receptor activity; protein binding. NCBI's taxonomy places the organism in Eukaryota, Metazoa, Chordata, Aves, Cuculiformes, Cuculidae. The coding region runs from base 141 to 1025 and encodes 294 amino acids.
CCCUGAGCCGCUUUCUCCUCUUCUGGGAACUGUGAUGCUGCUGUGGUUUGGCUUCACCUCGGGGCAGCCCCGCGGCGCCCUAUAAACCCCCGUGCCCCCCGCCGGCACUGAGCCCACCGGAGCAGCCCCGUGGCACAGAGAUGCUGGUGCUGGUGGGAUUGCUGCUCAGCCUCGCUGCUGCCGACGCCCUGACCACCUUCCCCCCAAAGUUCCAGGUGGGGAAGCUGAACGGGGAUGUGGUGGUGAAGUGCAACACCUCGGAGCCACUGGUGACCUGGACACUGGAUGGGGAUCCCGAGCCCAUGGCCGAGCUGGUGGUUGAGGGACAGACCCUCACCAUCCGGGGCUUGGACCAGCCAGCCACGGGCAACUACAGCUGCUGGGCUGGCCCCGUCCUGCUGGACACCACCUACGUGGUGGUCAGCGGUGCCUCCUCGCCAGGCGAGGAGAGGGUGAACGUCUCCUGCCAGGCUGAGUCCUACCGUGGCUCCUUCCACUGCUCCUGGUCCUGGCCUCACUCUGCUGUCUUCCGUGCCCAUCUGACGCGCAGCGAUGGAUCCUUAGGCGAAUGGGUGCUGGUGGCCGGCCACCAGGGACGGUUCAGCGCCAGCUUCACGGACCCCUCCUUCUGCCCCUUUGCUGAGGAGCUGCACCCACUGCAGCUGCAGCUUGAGGGGCUCUCGGACACCUCCUACCUCAACUUCUCCAUCCACUUCUUCGUCCGUGACAUUGUGCGGCCAGACCCACCACAGGAGCUGAGAGUGCAGCAGCGCGGGGAGCAGCUCCACCUCUCCUGGGCACCCCCGGCCUCCUGGCCGCUCCCCAAGUCCUACUUCGCUCUGCACUACCGGCUGCAGUACGAGCUGCCCAACGGCACCCAGGUUUACCGCUAUGUGGAGGGGGCAGAGGAGAUGGAGCUGCAGGAGCGCGCAUGGCGGGUGCGCAUCAGCUGCCGGGACCCCUAUGCCAACCCCACCUGGAGCCCCUGGAGUGCCUGGAAGGUCAUCAGUGCUGCCCGACGCUGACCCUGCACUCAGACACCCCAUUGUCCCCCUCCCCCUCGUGCGGGCAUGUGGGGGGAACCCCCUGGUGCAGCAGCGUAGGCACCCACCACCCACCUUCCCCUGCCCUUGCGUGGGUUGGAGGGGGCUUUGUAGCCCAAAU